This is a messenger RNA of Echinostoma caproni, 300 nucleotides long. The record is from the annotation of a GenBank genome assembly. Lineage: Eukaryota; Metazoa; Platyhelminthes; Trematoda; Plagiorchiida; Echinostomatidae.
AUGCCUUACGUAAAAAAGGUUUCACUUCAGAAGAAUACUUUCGGGUAUGGUUUCGCUUUGCGCAGCGAACGUCCUUGCGUUGUUGAUGUGGUUAUGCCGGAUUCUGUUGCUGCUGCGGCCAAUGUGACAUCUGGUGAUGCAUUACUGACCGUGAAUGGUGUGGAUGUAUCAAACAUGCCACAUUCGGAUGUUGCCUCGUUAAUUUGGUCAGCUGGUUCCACGAUUCGUAUUGAGAAAAUCGGGAUGAAAAUCGCAAAGGAGCCAGCUUUUGUUGAUAGCAUCAAAAAUGCGUUGCGCUAA